AUGAGGAUCGGAAGUAUAGAACUGUUAUGUCUCUUGGCGGGCGCUGGACUAAGUGCAGCUUGGAAUCAUGCUAGCGAGGAUGAGUUUCGUCGAGCUAUAGCUGGUCACAACCACGCUCUAGUUGCUUUCAUAGAACCAUCAACCGCCGCCAGCCAAGCUCUAGAGCCAGAGUGGAUAUCCGCAACGGAGUCGGAGAAGAAGAAAUCUCUACUAAGCGUCGAUUGCGCUUCGGCCUCAAGCCUGUGCAAGGAGUUCGACGUCAUCUCAUACCCAGCCUUGCGAUUCUUCGACGGCCACGGGAAAAUGACUUCGUACCGAGGCCCUAGGCGGGCGUCCUCGAUCCUCGCCUACCUCAAAAGAGCCGUGCGGCCCACCAUCACACCCCUCCCCUCGGACAAGAAAGCCGCCGCCUUCCAGUCGAGCGACGACCACGCGGUGAUCGCGCGGAUUAGCCCGCGAGACUCGCACGUCCGGGUGCUGUACGAGACGCUCGCCUCGCAGUACCGGGACCGGCUGUCGUUCGGGCUAGCGAAGACGAAGACGGGCGAAGAGGCGACGACCGUGGCGUGUUAUAAUAACCGCGACGGCCAGCAGUUCACCGUUUCGGAUUUGACGCCGAUAAACGCGUUAUCCGAGCUCGUGGAGAGAUGCCUUACGCCUGUGAUUGGGGAGUUUACGAGGGCGAAUGAGAUGAAGUACUUGCAGGCCGACAAGUCCAUCGUCUUCUUCUUCUCACCCUCGCCCGCCGAGCGCGACGCCUACGCGCGCGCCAUGCUGUCCGUCGCCAAGAUGUACAAGGAGUACCUGAGCUUCGUGACGGUCGACGCGGGCGAGUACGGGGACCUGGCGGCGCCGCUGGGCCUGGCACCCGGCGUGUACCCGGCCGUGUCGGUGCAGAACCCGAUGUUCGGGAAGGUGUUUCCGUACCCGCAGGGACGGGGGGAUAAUGAUGAUGAUGAUAAUAUCACGCCGGAGAGUAUAGGCGCGUUUCUGAUGGAUAUUGGUCAGGGGAAGGUCGAGGCUUGGGAUGGGACGACGGUGAGUGCGGGGGAGGAGGGGGGACAGGGACGCGCGCAUGAUGAGCUGUGA
This is a messenger RNA of Daldinia caldariorum, 1089 nucleotides long. RefSeq lists its product as uncharacterized. The record is from RefSeq and is a predicted model, not a curated record. Gene Ontology annotation, biological process: response to endoplasmic reticulum stress; protein folding. The transcript has 5 exons. Gene Ontology annotation, cellular component: endoplasmic reticulum. NCBI's taxonomy places the organism in Eukaryota, Fungi, Ascomycota, Sordariomycetes, Xylariales, Hypoxylaceae. Gene Ontology annotation, molecular function: protein disulfide isomerase activity. The coding region runs from base 1 to 1089 and encodes 362 amino acids.